AUGUAUCGAUCGGUGCAGAGAAUUAUCCGGAAAUUUAAGGAUGGAUCGUGGGAUGGAGGUCCAGAUGACUCGAAAGAGGUGCCGCGGAUCCUUCCUGAUAGAGAAGAGUUAUCGAAUUCUCAUAGUUUUUUGAGAUGGUUGAAUUCCCCUGAUGGAUCCUUAUAUGAUUUUGAUGAUUUAAAUGUGGGUUUCAUGGUCGAUUACUACGAAGAGACUUUGGCAUCGCAAUCUAGAUCACGAAAUUAUCACAACAGCAGUUCUUCGAUCGGAGGAAAUAGAGAGAAAGGAAACCAAUUAGAACUGGGUCCGCGACCUGCUACUCCUGACGCCGGAGGACAAUCAUUUUCAGUUCUUUUGGACGAUGUUACCAAUUCAUUGAAAAGGCUUAGUUCUCUUUAUCCUCUUUUGCUCUUCUACAAUGCCCAAAUAGGCCAAGCCUUUCCAAUUGAGUAUCUUUUGGACUUUUGCGGAAUUUAUGUGCACGAGUUGUUGUGGCGCCAUAGAGAAUACUUUUGGGUUAUAUAUUCUCCUGCGGAGGCGAGUUUCUGCAUAAAUUAUGCUUUGAAAACGUGGAGACGCGUAUACCAGCAUGAACCUGAGCUAUUCUCCCAGGAACGAUUCGGACAAAUUCCAAAACUGGAAGCGGAUGCUAUAGGCAGGAAAAGAUCCGGAAGAUCCUUCAGACGCUCAAUAACUUCAUCUUCAUCUUCGCUUCUAAAUGAUUCGGAAGUUCGAUCUAAAAAUAUCGACAAGUUUUUAACGACUGGUAUCAAGGAGAAGAGAGAAUAUUUGCCAAAAACCCACAAAAUCAAUAACGAACAUCACAGCAGCGGGCCGCAGAUCACAUUCGAAACACUAUUUUCCGAUCUAGCAAAAUCGAGCUCACAAAAUUAUGUUAUCAAGGACAAGAUAAUUUCUAGCCUGAAAAGAGUUUUCGGUGGUAACUCUGAUUCACUAAGAGGCACUCGACGCAUGAUUUGGAAAUGUAAAUGCGGAUGUACCUCUUAUGACGAUUUCAGCGAGUGGCCAGGCCAGGAAGGUGCGAUCGUAGAGUUCGCAAAAGAAUUGAUGCAAGCAGGCUACAUAACCCAAGCACAGAUAACAAGGCAGCCAGGGAGGACGAACAAUUGGGCUCCUAGAAAGCCCCAAAUCGGUCUAAAUCUCAUUUCCAGAAUAAUUCCCAGAAUUCGCCAGACGUCCCUACCAGUAUUUGUGCAAUCGAGCUCUAAAAAAAGCACAGUAUGCCUUCCUGUCGAUAAAUGCCGCUGGCUUCAUUUAUGCAUGAAGAAAAGACCAUAUGCAACUCACCUGAAGCCACUUCACGUUUGUAAGGACGACGAACAGAAUCCCUUGACCGACAAAACGUUCUUUAAGGCUCUCAAACAGGCCUAUUCUAAGGAAAAAACGUGGAAAGAUUGGUUGAUUUUCAAACUUGAGAAAAUCGAGUUUAUAGGUUUCGAAGCCUGCCCGGAUGAUUAUGUUGAUCAUAUCAAACCCAACGAUCUUCCGUCGACAACCAAUGAAUAUGACUUCGUACCUCCACUAUCCUCGAAAAUGGUACCGCCUAUAGGUCCAAAGCACAUGUUGCAUCUUUUCCAAAAUUGUUCUGCAAUAUCUCAGGUCAAUUCAAGUUUUUACCUCCAGCGAAUCCCCCGCAGGAAGAUUGAACCGAUCACUUUUAAAGCGAACAGUCUCAACGACAACCUAGGCUGGGGAUUACACUUUGUGGAAGGACUAAAUACGUCCUUGGCUGUGACCGUUAUGUUUAUUGUUUCCUCAAUCUUAGGGAUAGGAUUUGCGAUCUGUUGGACAAUGUUGGAAAAGGAUAUCCAAGGAGCAUUUGCAGUUGCUGCCUAUGUCACAAGUGUUGCAACCUUGGCGGUAAUGACUUGGCAAAUGCGGGCUCUGUGA
Molecule: messenger RNA, 1911 nt
Organism: Sclerotinia sclerotiorum 1980 UF-70
Lineage: Eukaryota; Fungi; Ascomycota; Leotiomycetes; Helotiales; Sclerotiniaceae
Exons: 5
Coding region: 1-1911 (636 amino acids)
Source: RefSeq, a predicted model, not a curated record